Molecule: messenger RNA, 1389 nt
Organism: Guillardia theta CCMP2712
Lineage: Eukaryota; Cryptophyceae; Pyrenomonadales; Geminigeraceae
Exons: 14
Coding region: 1-1389 (462 amino acids)
Molecular function (GO): palmitoyltransferase activity
Source: RefSeq, a predicted model, not a curated record
AUGCUGGGGGGGAAGAGGAAGAGAAGGAGCGCAGGAACGAUCCCCCCCACCGUCAGGUUUCUAUGCGACUCUCUCCUCUACGUCGCCUGCUUCGCUGGUCUGUUCCUGGUGGUGAAGUAUGUCAGCAUGCCGAGCAAGCCCAAGAAAAGCAUCCGGAUGGACGUCUUCGAGAUCCGAGACGAGCCAGAGACACGGUCUCGGGCCAACGACACGAUCAGUACCUUGACCUCUCUCCAUCCCUCCACGCUCAAACUUGGAGCAGACGUGAAACUGCACAUGUCGAACGUGACGAGGCAGCAGCAGGCUGCCAAUCAUCACUCGUCAGGUGGCGCCUUGCCGACUUCGCACAUCCAUAGCUCGGUCCACCGCUACGUGUUCUGGGGGAGCUUCUUCUUCGGGGGAUACAUCAUCGCAAGCUUGACCUUGGGACGGUACAUCGCCAAGUUCAUGAAGGCGGCGAGGAGGCCUCUAUUCCAAUUGAGGGGGAGGAAGCUGUCGAUUGUCCAUUUCAUAGAGAUGAUCUUCGUGUGCUUCUCACUGGGAUGCGUUGAGGGCUGCACGAUCAUACAUCAUUACCUCAUCGUCCCGCUGCUGUGCAAUGGUGCAGAGGUCCUGAUCAAGCACCUCCCGCCAUGCAGACACAGCACUUCUUGGUUCCUCAUUCACUUCUGCCCGUCUCUUUACUUCCAUGUUUGCUUCUACUUCAACUGGUACAUGUGCAUCUUUGGUACGAAGCCGUCCGCCUGCCACGACGAGGGCAGCGAGAGGGUGUCCUCGGAGGAUCGAGUGGACGACGAGCAUUGGAGCUACACGGGGCCACUGGGAACCGACGGGGACCUUGCUCGAGGGCACUUCUGCUCCGUCUGUGCGAGCUAUGUGGUCCGAUGCGACCACCACUGUCCUUUCCUCGGUGUUUGCGUUGGGGCGCACAAUCAAAUUUACUUCUUUGCGAUGAUGUUGCAGAUGUCUCUCUCCAUGAUCUACGGCAGCCUGCUCGUCAUUCCUGCCUCAGUUGCAUGUCAGCUCUCUGAGACCGUCAAGUUGUCCUCCGAAGGUCCUCCCAUGAGCAAGGAGACUCGUUCUCAACUUCGCCCCGCAGCCAAUCAGAAAUGUUUCGCACUGUCUGCGGUAUCCGUCGCCGUCGUCUUCGUGGCGAUGGUGAUUUCCGCCUUCACCUUCAUCGUCUUCUUCCUCCUUGCCUGCAACCUCACCAUGCGCGAAGCUCUCAUGAUCGACAUGUACAAGUACAAGAUCGGCUUCACCAGCGUUGUGCGGGAGAUCUGGCGAAAGGCUCCAGUUUCGGAGAACCUCCAGGUCGCCUUCGGCCCGAGGAAGGGAUGGUGGAAGCUGCUGCUCCCUAUGAAGCGAGCAAGUCUGAGAGUGGUUUGA